AUGUGUGCAGCAUAUAUUCCUCCACAUCUCCGUGCCCAAGGUGUUCAACCACAUAUGGCACAAAACUCCGCUACAGAAGCGCUUGCUAACGAAAAGCAAAGCCAUUUCCAAGCAAAUCGUAGAUCACGUAGAACAGCAAACCGCGGAAUGGCCCGUUCUUUCUCAGUUCCAGCUCGCCUCAGCGAAAUCUCUGACCAGCAAGUCGAAGAACUUUUCGCUCAGAACGAAGCAAGCGAAGAUUUCCAAGUUUAUGAAGAUUCCGAAGUCAAAGUUCAUUCAACAAAUCAACUCGAUCCGAUUACUCAAUUCCCACGCUGUGGUGUUGACAAUCAAAUUCUCAGCAAUAUCGCAGGAUUGGGCUACAAAUUCCCAACUGCAGUUCAAAAAUACUCAAUUCCUUACAUUCUUAAUGGACAUGAUUUAAUUGUCACUUCUCAAACAGGCAGUGGUAAGACAGCAGCAUUCAUGUUGCCAGUUAUCACUCAAUUACUCAAAAUGCAAUUAUAUAUUCAUCCAUCGGUAGUUAUCAUGUGUCCUACACGUGAAUUGGCGCUUCAGAUCGAGGACCAAAUCAACAAGUUCGCAGAAGGAACAGGUCUUCAGACUGUUUGCGUUUUCGGUGGAUCCCCAAUUCAUCUUCAACUCAGACAGCUCAGCUACGCUUGCAACAUUCUCGUUGCUACACCAGGACGUCUCAACGAUAUCCUCAAGCGUGGCCAGCUUCAGCUUAAAUACGUAAAAUACUUAAUUCUCGAUGAAGCCGACAGAAUGCUCGACAUGGGCUUCGAACCGCAGAUUAGCGAAGUAAUCAACGGUUUCGACAUGACGGAAAUCGCGAAUCGCCAAACUUUACUCUUUAGCGCCACAUUCCCUUCAGAAGUCCAGAAUUUGGCCAGGAGUUUCAUGAAAUCGGCCUUCACGCGCAUUGAGGUCGGCCUCCAGGACCCUCCGGCCUUGAUUGAGCAGCACUUCGAGUACGUUCGCGAUUACGACAAAUUCCCAGCCCUCAUCGACUUCUUGAACGCUCACGAUUGCCCCACACUUGUCUUCGCCGAAAGAAAGACAAGCGUUGACCGCAUCGAGGACUACCUUUACGAGGAAAAUUACCCAGUUGUCGCUAUCCACGGCGAUAGAGACAUGGACAACCGUCUGGCCGCUCUCGAUGGCUUCACAUCAGGUCGUGCGCGCAUCAUGGUCGCUACAGAUGUCGCUGCCCGUGGUAUUGAUAUUCCGAACGUCGGCCACGUCAUCAACAUGGACCUCCCGACCGACGUAGACUCGUACAUCCACCGUAUUGGAAGAACAGGACGUGCUGGAAGACGCGGUGUCGCUACAAGUUUCUGGAAUGAGUCAAAUGAGCCGUUCCUCAUCGCUCUUUUGGCCCAUUUAAGGAAGACACAACAACCAAUUCCUGACGGGCUUGAAGAAUUCGCUCAGCACAUCCAGUCUCAGAGAAGAGGUGGUUCUAGAGGUGGAAGAGGCGGUGGCCGAAGAGGAAUGCCUAGAGAUAGGUCAUUCAACAACAUAGGCCACAGAUAUUAA
Messenger RNA from Trichomonas vaginalis G3, 1542 nucleotides. Its product is annotated as ATP-dependent RNA helicase DBP3 family. Bases 1 to 1542 code for a protein of 513 amino acids. Gene Ontology annotation, cellular component: nucleus. NCBI's taxonomy places the organism in Eukaryota, Parabasalia, Trichomonadida, Trichomonadidae. Gene Ontology annotation, molecular function: RNA helicase activity; ATP binding; RNA binding. The record is from RefSeq and is a predicted model, not a curated record. The transcript has a single exon.